This is a messenger RNA of Chara braunii, 2439 nucleotides long. NCBI's taxonomy places the organism in Eukaryota, Viridiplantae, Streptophyta, Charophyceae, Charales, Characeae. The record is from the annotation of a GenBank genome assembly.
CUCAUGCACUUGUUGGAGCCCGCGCACGCUGCCGCUCAUCUCCUAAACAGCCGUCAACAGUCUUUGAGACUGGAGGUGAUCCGAUAGGCAGGGAUUACCUCGUUGUUCGUGACCAGAUGCGUCGAUUCCAUGCGCACAUAGGAGACUGGGGUGAUCGGCUGGUAUUAGAUGCCGAGGCGGAGGAUUGUCAGGGCGAUCAGGAGACGCACCAUUGCGCGGCAUGGUGGUUUGCCCACGGGACUGCCCACCCAGAGUUACGUGCUAUCUCUAACCGUGUGAUGCACAUGUGGACGCCAGCCUCUCCUGCAGAGGGGAAUUGGGCGGCCCACGAGCGCAUUCAGACGGCAAAGUGGAGCAAGCUUGGCUUCGCCAAGCUGACACAGUUGGUUGAGAUUACGACAAAUCUCAAACUGGCUUCGUGUAGGCAGCAGGGUGGCGGGUAUGUGCUUCCGUGGGUCAUGGAUGGUGUCGACAGCGACAGACGGCAGCAGGACGAGGACGAGGACGACGGUGACCCCGAGCCUGAGGUGUGGGAAGCAAGACCUGUUGGUACCUUCAGCGAUCGAGAGAUCAGGAGGCAGAUCGAGGUUUUUCGCAAGGACGACACAAGCCGUCCAUGUGAUGUUUCAGCCGUAUUCAGGGAUAGGGCGGCCACUCUGCUCCCUUUCGACCAUGUGCCUCCUCCCCCAUCCCGGGGAGUAGAAGAGGGUUUUGCGGCAGUCGAUCAGGAUGAAGACUACGAUUGGACGGACGCAGAGGAUGUUGUGGGGGGCACAGACAGGACGGCGGAGCAGGUAUACUUCACGUACGGAGCCGGAUUAGACGGCCAUGCACUGCGGACGUCCGUCAUCACGGACGAUGUUGCAGGCGGGGCACAGGUUGACGCUGACUGCAUUCAGGACCUUCGGUUCGAUCCGAGCCACCACUCUAGGGAGCGGUCAGAGCAGCUUCGGCGAUCGCAGAGGGUGGUAGAGCAUAGCGGUCCGGCGUCUAAGCAGCCUCAUGACAUACCGGUUGUGGAGGGGACUCCGUCACAAAGUGGUCCCGCUCAGGCCACGACAUCGGACCUGCGUACCAGCAAUCUCGAUAUCGCGGGUUCGCAUGGGGACUCGCCUGUCUUACAAUGCAGAGUGGGUGACAGAGCUGAGUACAGGACGGAUGUCAGGGAGAGGGAGGAGACGGUUGAGGAGAGGGACGCUCGCCUUGAUCGCGAGGAGGAGGCACAGUUACAGUCUAUGCCUCGGUGGGAUGGCAGGGAGGAAUUGGACGUUGGUGGCGGGGGGCAGGCAGAGGUGCGAUGCGAGGGUGGUGAUGUAAGGGGUCUUGAGAUAGUCGGGGCAGACUCACGAGUUGAGAGCUCUGACGACAGCGAGGAGUGUGAGGCCACAGAGGCUAUUGUACACGACGUUAUAGUUGGCAUAUGCACGGGUGGCACAGAUGGCGGGAUUCAUGGAGGGGAGGAGGAGAUGGUGGACGAGGGCAGUGUGCCUUUAGCUCAUGACGCAACACAUGUUGAGGAGGAGUUGGUGGACGAGGGCAGUGUGCCCUUGGAUGAUGACACAGCACAUGUUGAGGAGGGAGCAGCGAUCCACGCAGGCCACAAUGCCCCAUCGGUGCGAGAUGGAGGGACUGGAGGGCAUGUUGAGGAGGAGGGAGCGGCCGUCGACAUGUCCCUCGCGGUGAUUGUAAGGACCCCGUCGAUGCGAGAUGUCGAGACUGGGGGGCAUGUUGACUCGGGCCGCCCGGUCUCUUUCUUUGUAGGUGGGUACUCCGGGGAGAUGCCUCGGUGGGAUGGCGGGGAACCGGGGAAGUGCACACCGACCCCUUUACUGGAGAGGUUGGGAACGGAGGACCCUUUCCCGUUCACCGGUGGACAGCCCUCGCCUCCCGCGUGGGCACCAGUGAGCCCUAGGUGGACUGGAUCAUCGCAGUCCGACAUCCGCGAGCGAGAUGCCUUGGACAGACAGGCGGCAAUGUUUUCAAGCGGGGUUGCCAGCAGCCAUGUGCAGCCACCACGACACCCUUUAUCUCGAGCAUUGCAUCAGGGACCAGCGUUGGCCACAGGUCGUCCACCGACUGGUGGUCGAGGCAACGAGCGGGGAUCUUCUUCAAGUCAUCGAGGUGGCGUUUUUGGGGGGUGGUCGUCUUGAAGGCGAGUGACGAACAGUUUGAGGAGGGACUACGAUAGAGGACAGGGGUUGUUCGCUCGAGGACCAUCGGGGGAGGGAGGGCCUGCAGCGCGUGCGAGUGAGGCUGGACGAUCGAGUGUCCACACAGCAGGACGUAUACUCAGAUUGGAUAGAGUUGGGACGAGAAGGACCGAGAGGGUGGUGCCGCAUCCGGCCCGAUCAGCCAUGAAAGACAGACGACAGGGACUGUCGUACACAUCGGGCGAGGAUGACUUGCAUAUGCCACAGGGGUCGAGACGUCAUGGCUCGA